This is a messenger RNA of Colletotrichum spaethianum, 684 nucleotides long. RefSeq lists its product as uncharacterized. Bases 1 to 684 code for a protein of 227 amino acids. The transcript is spliced from 2 exons. Lineage: Eukaryota; Fungi; Ascomycota; Sordariomycetes; Glomerellales; Glomerellaceae. Gene Ontology annotation, molecular function: oxidoreductase activity. The record is from RefSeq and is a predicted model, not a curated record.
AUGACGGUGAUAAAGGUAGAAAUCGUUUUUGAUUUCGUCUGCGCUUGGUGCUACAUCGGCAAGCGAAAGCUAGACAGAGCCAUCGCCCUUUACCAGAAAACGUAUCCUGGUGGCAAGAACGAUGUGUUUGCCAUCACCUGGCGACCGUACUACUUGAACUAUAACCCGUCAUCCAAGAGCGUUUACAAGAGCCACUUAGCUGAGACCAAGUUGAGCGACAUGAGCCCCGAACGUCGCGCUGCCCUGGAACAGCGCAUGGAGCAGGUCGGUCGUUUCGUUGGCAUCAACUUCAAGUGGGAAGGCAAGAUCGGGCCCGACACCCGUGACGCGCAUUGCCUAGUACGUAUUGGGUGUGCUAAAAGCCCCGAAGUUGGGGAUACAAUAGUCGAGAAGCUUUUUGAAGCGUACCAUGAGCUAGAAAGAGACAUUUCUGAAAGAGAAGUGCUCCGCGAUAUAGCAAUGGGAGCUGGCCUUGAUGUCACGGAAUUUAACAGAGUUUUCGAUUCAGAGGCGAGUCUGAAUGAAGUAGACGAGGAUGAGAAGAGAGGUCGGGAGGUUUCUAGGGGCGCCGGAGUCCCAAUGUUUAUCGUUCAGGGUGUUUAUCGAAUCGAAGGUGCGCAGGAUACAUCGGACUUUUAUGAAGCGUUUGUUCAGGUGAAGGAAACUGAAUCAUCAACGUCGUAG